AUGCGACCUGGUUCAACGGUCCGAAGUCGAACGCGGGCCCGCGUCAUUCGACGCCUAUUUCUAGUGCCGAUCGCGGUUUUGGUGCUGGUCGGUGUUGCCGAUUUGGCGAGACCUCGACGCCACACUCCCGAUGAGACGUCGUCGCACUCGACGUCGGCUUUUAAUGGAUUUCUGAGAUCCGUGCUGCCGACAUGCAACAGAACUCUUGCGCCACCGCCUCCUGAAGUCAACGAUGAUGGCCAAUUUCCGCCGGACCCUUUCACUUUGAAGCAGAGGCAAAGCGGAUUCGUUCUAUUACAUAUUGCCGGUUUGAUCUACAUGUUCGUCUCAUUGGCGAUCGUAUGCGAUGAGUUCUUCGUGCCGUCGCUCGACGUGCUCACCGAGAAAUUGUCGUUGUCCGAUGACGUGGCCGGCGCGACAUUUAUGGCCGCCGGCGGCUCGGCACCGGAAUUCUUCACCUCGGUCAUUGGCAUAUUCAUUGCGCAGAAUAAUGUGGGCAUUGGGACCAUUGUUGGGUCCGCAACCUUCAAUAUCCUUUGCGUUCUAGCGUUUUGCACGAUUUUCUCGAAAUCCGUCCUCGAUUUGACUUGGUGGCCGUUGUUUCGCGACGUCAGCAUUUAUAUGAUCGCGUUGGCGAUGCUUGUGGUUUUCUUUAUGGACGAAAUGAUCACAUUCACCGAAGCGUUGUCGAUGUUUGUCGUUUACGUUGUUUAUUGCACCAUCAUGAAGUAUAAUGUUCAAUUGGAGCGAUUUGUGAAGGGCGGCGGCGAUGACGAAAAUGCGAACGUGCAUGAGACGCUGAAACUCGCCGACACGUCGAAUCACAAUAAUAAUCUUGCGUCUGAAAUGACAAACCUUGAAGCAAAUGAUAGGCGACGCUCAUCGGCUCGUCGCCAAUCGGUGCCGAUUCUCCAUUCCGGAACAAUGUUUAGAAAUGGAAUAAUGCAAUUGAUGAAUCACACGCUUGAGCAAUUGCCAGAAGACAGCGAAGAAGACUCGAGAAGCCGUAGCAACGCUGAGAUUGAUAAUGCCCAUUUGAAUAUUAAUUCGCAAGUUCCCGAUCGAAGAUCGUCGCAAAUCGAGGAGAUUAAAUCAUUGUUGGAAGAGGAAGAGGAGAAGCCAUUGGACAUGACAUGGCCGUCAACAUGGCCCAAGCGGUUCACCUAUGUUUUAUUGGCUCCGGUCUUGGUACCAAUGUGGGUAACAAUUCCCGAUGUUCGAAGAAAUGAAAAUCGCCGUUUUUACCCGGUGACAUUUGUAGUGUCGAUCCUGUGGAUCGCGUUUUUCUCCUAUCUCAUGGUUUGGUGGGCGAACACAAUUGGCGAGACGUUUGUGAUUCCCACCGAAAUUAUUGGCUUGACAAUUCUCGCCGCUGGUACAAGUAUUCCCGAUUUGAUUACAAGUGUAAUUGUUGCCCGAAAGGGUCUCGGCGAUAUGGCGGUGAGCAGCAGUGUCGGCAGCAAUAUAUUCGACGUGUGCGUUGGAUUGCCGAUCCCUUGGCUUCUCUACUUCAUCAUGGAAUUCGUCGCGAGACCCGGCGAGCCGCUAACCCCAAUAUCCGUGAGCAGCAAAGGACUCCUCUGCUCGGUCGGCAUGCUAUUCGUGAUGCUCGUCGUCCUCGUCGGCGCCAUUUUCCUAUCCGGCUGGAAAAUGAACAAAAUCUUUGGAAUCCUCAUGAUAUUAUCCUAUAUAUUUUUCUGCGCGUUCUCCGUAGCCCUCGAAAUGGACACCCUCAUAUGCCCAUUGAAUAUAUGUUAG
Molecule: messenger RNA, 1758 nt
Organism: Caenorhabditis bovis
Lineage: Eukaryota; Metazoa; Nematoda; Chromadorea; Rhabditida; Rhabditidae
Source: the annotation of a GenBank genome assembly